ACUUUAUAGUGGUGCACCGGCACGCGGUCGAUGGAAGGUAAAACUACCCCAGAGCUUUGCGGUCGCUGAUUCGUCUCCAGCACGAGUUUAGGUGGCAGUUGGCUGAGUGAGCACUAAAUUAUGGCUGGGCAAAUAUCAGAAUCUGAUCAGAUCAAACAGUUCAAGGAAUUUCUUGGGACGUACAACAAACUGACAGAAACCUGCUUCCUGGAUUGUGUGAAAGAUUUCACUAGCCGAGAAGUUAAGCCAGAAGAGAUGAGUUGUUCAGAACACUGUCUACAGAAGUAUUUAAAAAUGACCCAGAGGAUAUCUAUGAGAUUCCAGGAGUACCAUAUUCAGCAGAAUGAAGCACUCGCUGCUAAAGCAGGACUUCUUGGCCAGCCUCGCUAGAAGGCAAGAGAUUUGUCUACAUGAAGAAGUGCCAACGUUGAUUGCAUUGCACGUGAGGGUGCAUUGGUUUCCGCUGCUGCUAUGGCAACGACCCCCGGCACGGAACCGAACAGCCCAGAGAACGAUCGAACUGUGGAAACUAUUGAGCCGGCAGUGGAGUUGGAGUUGGCAGAAGCCAUGCAGCUGAUGGAGCCCGUUCCAAGAUCGUAUUUCCCCGUGCAGUGGAAUAAUGUUGACGCCCCUUUUCCGCAGGCCUGUGGACUGGUUCUGCCAGUCGCUGGGUUAGAGAUGGGAAGGGAGCAACCACUUUUUUUAAUUUUCUGUUUCUCGUACAAAUGACUGUUCAUUUUAAAACGCAAGUGAGUUAUCCAAAAAUUAUAUCCAAAAGUGUCUAAAGCAAGGUUUAUUUUUUAUUUAAUCAAACUAAAAUAAAUAGAAAUUUCUGUUUGUAUGGA
Messenger RNA from Elgaria multicarinata webbii, 845 nucleotides. RefSeq names its product translocase of inner mitochondrial membrane 9 (gene TIMM9). The record is from RefSeq and is a predicted model, not a curated record. The coding region runs from base 121 to 390 and encodes 89 amino acids. NCBI's taxonomy places the organism in Eukaryota, Metazoa, Chordata, Lepidosauria, Squamata, Anguidae. The transcript is spliced from 4 exons.